Messenger RNA from Cucurbita pepo subsp. pepo (vegetable marrow), 1268 nucleotides. RefSeq lists its product as uncharacterized. The record is from RefSeq and is a predicted model, not a curated record. Gene Ontology annotation, biological process: transmembrane transport. NCBI's taxonomy places the organism in Eukaryota, Viridiplantae, Streptophyta, Magnoliopsida, Cucurbitales, Cucurbitaceae.
GUGAAAGAUUGUAGAAAGUGGCGAAGAUGAAUUUGGGAGCGGCGGAGGAAGAAUCGCCGCAGGAGAUUCAUAUCCCUGCCGAAAUCGAUUGGCAAAUGCUUGAUAAAUCUAAAUUCUUCUUUCUCGGUGCAGCGUUGUUUUCAGGCGUUUCGGCGUCUCUUUACCCUAUGGUGGUGUUGAAAACUCGUCAACAGGUUGCUUAUUCGGAGCUUCCGUGCUUCAGAACUGCAUUUUCUCUCGUCCGCCAUGAAGGUUUUCGUGCUCUGUACAGAGGAUUUGGAACUUCUCUGAUGGGGACUAUCCCUGCUAGGGCUCUGUACAUGGGAGCCCUAGAGUGUACAAAGAGCUAUGUCGGAACCGCCACUGUUAGAAUGGGAUUUCCAGAGGCUACUGCCGCUACAAUUGCUAAUGCAGCCGCUGGAUUGAGUGCUGCAAUGGCCGCUCAACUCGUAUGGACUCCCGUUGAUGUAGUGAGUCAAAGACUGAUGGUUCAAAGUAGCUCCUCCAUUCAUUACAUCAAUGGAAUCGAUGCGUUUCGAAAGAUCCUCAACGCUGACGGUCUCCGAGGCCUCUACCGAGGCUUCGGGAUAUCGAUUAUGACAUACGCGCCAUCGAAUGCGAUGUGGUGGGCUUCUUAUUAUGUAGCACAGCGGCUGAUUUGGGGAGGAAUUGGAUGCUAUCAAGCUAAGAAGGUUGUUGGUGAAGGCAAUGACAAUGGGGCUAAUGUUUACAGGCCAGAUUCCAAGACUGUGAUGGCAGUACAGGGUGGGAGCGCAGCGAUGGCGGGCAGUAUCUCGGCUUUGAUAACAAUGCCUCUUGAUACAAUCAAGACAAGAUUGCAGGUUUUGGAUGGGGAUGAGAAUGGAAGAAGAGGGCCAACAAUUGGUCAGACCUUGAGAAAUUUAGUAAGGGAAGGCGGGUGGGCGGCGUGUUAUCGAGGUUUGGCGCCCCGGUGCGCGUCGAUGUCGAUGUCUGCAACGACAAUGAUCACCACAUAUGAACUUCUCAAACGGCUAUCAACCAAGAAUCCAGAGGGUUUAAUAAGCUAAACAGAUGAUUCUAAAUGCUGAAGAUUGUCAUUUUCUCAAACUGUUUCUGAUCAUUCCAUUUGGGAUUUCGUUUUUUUUUUUUCUUUUUUACAAUCACUCUGCCUUGUUCAUAUAGUGCAAGGCUUCUCAAUGUUCAUAUCUUAAAUGUAUAUUAACUUUGGUUUAGUGUUGGGAAUGGGUGUGACAUAUGAUAUGAUAUCGUGAAUUGUUCUUGGACUA